Molecule: messenger RNA, 28327 nt
Organism: Podarcis lilfordi (Lilford's wall lizard)
Lineage: Eukaryota; Metazoa; Chordata; Lepidosauria; Squamata; Lacertidae
Source: the annotation of a GenBank genome assembly
ACUGUGCGCAGGCGCGCUGGGAAGAUGGCACCUGCCGCUGCGUUCGGGGGCCGUUGGCCAAGUGUCAGUGCGCCGUCGGGGCUGCUCUCGACGCUGCUGUGGCUGCUGGCGGCGACUCGGCUGGCGCUCGCCCUGACGGAGCAGUACCCGUCGUUAUCGCUUCUUAGGCAGGAGCCGCGCCGUCAGCAGGGCCAAGGGAGCAGAGGCUGCCCGGAGUUCCUGGCGGCUGAGUGGGGAGGGGAACAGUACGCGGCGGCCGCAGCCGGCGACUGUGGUGAGUGACGGGAGGGAGGGAGGAAAGAGCCAGCGGCGGUUGCUCGGCUUUCUGGCGCGGAGGGGGAGCCACGCCGCUGCCCUCCACCCUCUUCGGGUCCUGCCUGAGGCGGCGGAAUCCUGAGGUGGCUGAGUGGGCUGUACCAUUUCAGGGCGCAGGUGGGGGGGGGGAGAUAAGAAGCUCUCUCAGCCCAACAGGCAGAGGGGUCUCUGCUAGACCCUUCCAUGCUUUGCUUUGGCUCUUAUCUACCUAGAGGACAACCCCACUUCCCAGCAAUUUCAUAUUCCGCGCCUGCAUUUUGAAGUGGUACAGCCCGGCUCUCCGCCUCCUUAUGACUUGACACUUCAUUCCGCCGCAUGUGUGGACCGGGCCUGAGGGGAGAAAGGGCAGGGCGCGCCCUUUGCUUCUCUUUCCGAAGUGUUCUCCGCUCCGCUUGCUUAAGGGAGAGGCGGCAAGUCUCGGCUGGCUAGAAAGCGGCUGUGUUGAGUGAGGAGCUGCUGCUGCUCCUGCUGCUGCCGCCGCCUCCUCUCCCAAGGGGCCAAGCCGGCUCGUGCAAAUUCACCUGUCAAGUUCUUUUGAGUAGCGGCGGAGAAGCGGAAAGCUCUUCCUGACUCUUCUCUUCGCUUGCCGCGCUCUGCACAGUGUCAUAAACCGAAGCCCUGAGGCGCUUUCAGUGAAGCGAAAUCCAACUCCGUAGGUGCACUUUAAUUUGCCCUUGCCUUCCCCUUCUGAUGUUUCAUUGCGGGGACUUAGUAUACAGUUAAACAGCAGCAGCAGAAGGGGAAGGCAAGGGCAAAUUAAAGUACCGGUACACCUACGUACUUGGAUUUCGUUCCAUUCAAGAGCAAGGAACUAAAGUUUCCUUGCACAUUUUACCUCAUCUAGGUGCACACCUAAACAUGUAGAGUGAAUGCAGCGCGAGUGUUCUUUAUUUACUGCAUUUCCCCGUGUAUAACACGCCCCCGUGUAUAACACGCCCCCUAUUUUUUGAGACUCCAAAUAAAGAAAUCCCCCAUAUGCAAUAUCCGUGUUAAACUUGAAAAAAUAGUCUUAUACACAAAAAAGGUACGUUUAGCCGUUGUAUGGCAUCCCAUAACACAAGGUGCAAUAUUUGAACGAUUAGCCUAGAAAUGUUCUUUCCAUGUGAACAGUUGUAUAAUUAGCACUGCCUUCCUUAGUGUCCAAAUUCUGUAGCCGUUUUAAGCUGAGCAUACCAAUUAACAGUGAAAAUGUUUCCAUUUUAGAUUCUUCUUUUUUGCACUUUCAUGACUCAGACUGUGAACUACAAAGGUCUCCCUCUUGUGAAUCCCUGCUUUCCCUCAAUACUGAAAAACUUUUGGUAUGUUUAUUUGUUCACUGUGUAUAGCAAGGAGACUGCUGAUGAAUUUUGCUGAAGUGACAUAUCUAUUACAAUGAUCAUAAUACUUAAGAAAUGUAUUUAUCAAUCCAAAGGAAAGGAAAUCAAAUUUAUUAGAUUACAUACACUGUUUGAAGACUGCAGAGGUUAAGAUGCUAACAGUAUUUGAACUAUGAAUAUCACUGAAACUAUAAAUAUUUUAACUUGUUUUAAAGAAUAUAUGUUAUUUUCCAGAUCCAUUAGAACCAGCUGUUCUUGCUUUAUCUGGUGUUAAAUUUUGAUGUGAUAAGCACUUUGGACCCAAUCUAGCUAAGCAUUUUUAAGUCACAUGAUUUCCGUGGUAGAAUUAAGCCUUUGCUUGACACUGUUGCAGGGAAGUCACUGAGACUUAAUUUAAAUUUGGUUUGUUCUUGUCCUCGAUUUUUAUUUUGGUGGUAUUAGUUUAAUUUGGUAAAUGUUUUGCAGAGUCAAGCAAAGUCACUUGCAGAACAAAAAAGAUUUCCAUUUGCCACAGAUGAUGACAAUACCAAUGAAGAAUUAGGUAAGAGGUUCUGUGUGUGGUUGGUGAUCGGUAGUAGCUAUAUAUAGUUGAAUUAUAUCACUUAUGAGUGCUGCAAAAUGUUCUGAAAAUAGUGGUACUGAGAUCUAAUAAUCCUAAUUCAUUUUUAAAUACUUGACCAUGACUGUCCACAGAAUAAAAUUAAGAUGAAGAGCAUUAGGUUGUAUUCAGUCCUGUCUGUGUGUGAGUGGACCAGACUAUUACUUAUGCAGUGGGAGUUCAUGGUCCCCUCAUCCCGCUUCACCCUGCCUUCCUGGCAGCCCUCCACAUGCCUGAAAAAUCUGCUCUAGAAGGUUGGUGUGCUGGAGGACAGAUUUUGGAGGAUGGUGAAAUUCCUGUCACAGGUUUGGAAGGCUGCUUGUGUAACAUUGGAUUCUGCCCAUUGACACUUAUAAAAUAAUUCAUUUUUGCAUUCUGUCCUCUUAACCUGAAUUCUCCAGUGUUAUGCUCAUGCUGAGUCUUUAUGUAAUAAUUAUUGUGGGUAGAUUCAUACAUACAGUUGGAUGUGUUAACCAUUUGACUUUUAUCUUAUCUUUAUAGUAGAGAUAACCACAUAGGUGAAACACAAACACAGGCCUGCACAUGUGAAUCCAGCUUCACUUUUAACCUGUCACCAAUCUUGCUUGUUCCAGCUGGUUAUAGCAUCCAUCCUGGAGUUGGUCUUCUAGUCUAGUGGCAUUGCACUGCCACCCUGUCAUUAUCCUGUGAGCAUUUUUAUUUACACAUAACACUGGACUUCUCUGCUUUCAGUGGUACUUUAGUCAACUAGUUGUAAGUAUGUCUACUUGGAAGCAAGUCCACUGCCUUCAGUGGGACUUAUUCCCAGGUAAAUGUUUAUAGACUUGCCUUCUGGAGCAGAUUUACAGGGCUAGCAGGGAAGGUCCACUGCACAGCUAAAACUCCUUGCAGUAGUGAUGCUGUUUAAUGGGAAACCACAUUAAAGACUUAAAGACACAGACUUUAAGAUGGAGUGGCUUUCCAGGCUUUCUCAGUCCUAUGUGGAGAAGCUAGGUUAAUAUCUUUAUUGAAUAUUUCUAUGGCUUUAUCCAGAUUGCCUGUUUGCACUUCAGUUACCCCCAUAGAUGCCAGAGAUUGAAUGAACCCAUUUAAAUGGGUGGGAUUGGAAUGUUUUUCUUUGUUACUUAUUGCCACCAAGUGGAAAUUUUAAAUUACCCAAAAGUGUACAGUGAUGCAAAGUGUGGUUUCAAGCCUUGGGCUACGCUUUACAGGAAAAAAAUCACUGAAUAUUUUAAAUGUUGAUACUUUAAUGAAACUAUUUCCUUAUUAUUAUGUUGUAUUUGAUAGCUUAUGAAAUAACUUCUAUUCAAAACACUCUUUUCAGAAAUCAUACCCCUCAAUUAAACUCUUUGGCAGGUAUUCAGCAAUUCUUAUAUGCAUGGCAAAUGUGGAAUUCAUAACAUAACACUAACCCGUAACACUAUUUUGACAGCUUUCGCUUAUGUAUUGAUUGGCAGUGGCCUUUAUGAUGAAGCUGUGCGGCACUUCUCCACAAUGCUCCAGGUGAUUUUUCACUCCUAUUACAUUGUAGUUUUAGACUUAGAUAAUAGAACUCCCCAAGGUAGAAUACCUGCCUUCCUAGAGAAGAGUGACAGAUGGCAGAAACUGCUUAGCCUAUGGGUAGACAAACUAAGGCCCAGGGGCUGGAUCCGGCCCAAUUGCCUUCUAAAUCCGGCCCGCAGACAGUCCGGGAAUCAGUGUGUUUUUACAUGGGUAGAAUGUGUCCUUUUAUUUAAAAUGCAUCUCUGGGUUAUUUGUGGGGCCUGCCUGGUGUUUUUACAUGAGUAGGAUGUGUGCUUUUAUUUAAAAUGCAUCUCUGGGUUAUUUGUAGGGCAUAGGAAUUCGUUCACCCCCCCCCCCCAAAAAAAUAUAGUCUGGCCCCUCACAAGGUCUGAGAGACAGUGGACCAGCCCCCUGCUGAAAAAGUUUGCUGACCCCUGGCUUAGCCUAUAUACUGUAACAGAUGGAUGGAUGGAAUGGAAACUUGAAUCUAUAAAAGGGAAAUGGGUCUGAGGCAGAACUCCUUGAAGGUAACAGAGUUAAAAAUGUAAACAGAAGGAUAUAAGUUGAUGUGAAGAGGGAUAUGACUGUUAUGGAAAUGUUACAUGGGGAGGCAACUUAGCUUAACUUGACAUGCAACUUCUUGGGGUCUUGAUAGGAAAAUUUCACAAACUAUAAUCGAGCAGGCAUGUCUACUCCGAAUCACAGCCCAAUAUGAUUACACUAUUGUAAAGGUUCAGGCUGGAAGGUUUUGGUAGGUUGAAUUCCUUAGUCCAUAACUGUUGCAAGUCUCAAAACUAGAUAUGGCAUGUGUGUCCAUGUAUGAUUUUGAGUGGGGAAAAUGGCUGGCAGAGAAAGAGUUCAAUAGUGCUACUAUUCUUCUACUCAAAUUCACAGCCACCUAAAGCUGAUUUUAGUGGCAGUGGGAAAUGUCAGCAGAACUUGGCACAUCACAUAUAAGUUCAAUUCCUUCAGACUCAAACUAUAUGACUUUGAAAAGCAGCUCUGCUGACCCAAUCACCAGAACACUUUUCACUUCUCCUGUUGUAUUAUGGAAAUUUUGUGUAGCUGUAAUUUAUGCAUUCAUGUACCAGAAUGUAUUAUUUAAUAUAUGAAUAUGAAAUGAGAUUUGUAACUACAGUAUAGCAAAGAAGAGGUCUGAAAUGAGCAAUGGUUUUUAAAGUAAUAAAAAUGCAGAGGUUAAUAAGGAGUUUACAGAGACAGUGCAAAGACUAAAGGAGCACACACACUCCACUCCUAUAGUAGUUUCCCCUUUUAAGCAUCUUCUGUGUAAAACUGCCCACCAAGCUGCUCUUUAAUUGUAUGCAUAAGCCCAAAGUAACUCCUUAGAAAUGCAAAUGAAUGUGGAUGAAAUGCAUGAAUUUUGGCUUUGGUUAUGUAUGAUGGAAUGUAGCAUUCACUAUUAGGACAAGUGGAACCUUCUAAAGAUUAUUUUAUUUUGCUUCAAAUAGGAGCAACCAGAGCUUGUUAGUGCAAUUUAUGGACGAGGGAUAGCAUAUGGAAAGAAAGGGCUGCAUGUGAGUAUAACAUUUUUAAAGCCGCACAUGAUAAUGAAUUUUAUAAUAUAUAUGCAUUCACCAGGGCUGGCCUAAGGCAUUUUGGUGCUUGAGGUGAACAAAAAAAGUGUCACCUCACCUGGUACUCAGAGAUAGACUGCUCCUGAACCUGGGGCCUCUAUUUGUUUCUUACAGUAAGCGGUUAGAAUUGCAACUUUGCCUAAGGCAGAAGAUUUGCAAUAAUGAGGCGGGGGUUGGUAUUGGUUGGUUCUAGACAGCUGUGUGAAGGAUUCUCUUUUCCUUCAGGAUUGUUGGGAUCAGACACUGCUGUCACUCUCUGCAUAUUUUUAAUGAACAACAUCGGUUGUGUGACGUUUCCUUCUAUUCAACUCCAUGACUCCAUACUCUCCACUUCCAGGGAAGCAGUUCCCCCAGCAGUGGUCAUGGCACUCUAGCCCAGGGUAGUCAACCUUUUUAUACCUACCGCCCACUAAUGCAUCUUUCUUGAUGUUAAAAUUUCCUUACCACCCACCAGUGCUCGAUGGAAGGAGGAUUCAGCUUGUGCCGUAGAACCCCCUACUGCCCACCUAGAAUCCUGUAACGCCCACUAGUGGGCGGUAGGGACCAGGCUGACAACCCCUGCUCUAGCCCUGUACUUAUUCCAAACCCAGAAGUUAUUUGUACAGUCCCUUCACUUCCGAUUGCUUUUUAGGAUACAUACUAUUUUUGCAACUACAAUAAUGAUAAAAUAUAAAGAUUUUUAUUUCCCUUCUACCAUCUGAGGCAGUUGCCUCAUGGUGCUUCAUGGGCAGGCCAGCCCUGGCAAUAGCAGAUUCAUGAUGGUCCCAUAGUAACUGGAAUACUUAGCCUUGUUUGUUCUGAUGUUGCAUGUAUGUGACUCUUAGCACACAUCAAAAUAUUCCAUGAUGAAACCAAGAAUUUUGAUUCACUGAGUGUUGUACAAUUUAAAAAUUGUCACCAUAACCUCCCUAUGACUAAGCAUACAUUGUUACUUACAUAUUUCCCCCCCAUUUUUAAGGAUAUAAAAAAUGCAGAGCUAGCUUUGUUUGAGCUGAGCAGAGUCAUUAGUCUGGUCCCAGAUCAAGCUGAAGUGUUUGAGCAGCGAGCAGAGGUAUUUCUUCCACUUUUAAAAGAUUUUCUGAUGUCUAUACCUUAUCUAUACCUUAUUGUUAUUUUGUUUAUCCAGUUAUUUUCUGUAUGUUUCUAUAUGUUUAUUGUUGAAAGUUCUUGGUCAUAUUCCUAAUAAUAUAUGAAUUAAGAUUUGAUGUUAAUCAAUAUACAGCUAUCAAUACAUUAAGACAAAAAUAAAAUAGAAUAAAAAUACCAAAGCUACUCACUUUCCUGAGGCAACGUUCUUCCGCUAUUUCAUCCAGCGGAUUCACGGGACAGCCCAUAAUAUCUUGUGCUGUAUUCACCACGCUCUGUAGGCGCUUCCUAUCAGAUGAUGUCAAACCAGUGUACCACACCGUGAUGCAGUAUGAAAGGACACUUUCUAUUGUUGACCGGUAUUUUAUUUCUAUUGAAAAGCAUAAUUACACUAGUGUUUGUAGCUGUCAGCCUUCAGAGGGUCCGUGAAUGUCAUUAACUCUUCAUUUUCUUUGUUAAUGUAUAGAAGGAUGCUUGUAAUAAUAAAUGCAACAAUUUUCUUAUAAGCUAUACAGAUGGGCUUAGAAAAAAAUUAGUAGGAAGAAAUAAGUCAUUUCAGUAAAACCCAAACCCACUUUUUCUCCUUCAGCCCCUUAAUACCUGACAAAAUUAAUAGGUCUUAGUCUGCUUUUUAAAGUUAAAUAGAUGUAAUGUAAUAUAUGCAUGUGCUCCAAUCAAUUUUAAUGUACAACUUUUUUAUGUAAAUAAUGCACUUGUUUAAUUACUCAACACAAAAUUAAUUUUUUGUGCAUAGUUAUUACAUAUUGCAACCUAAAAUCAUUUUGAAAAUGAAGGAUUAUUUGUACAAUCUUGCUCAAAGUAUUAUCUUGGUUUUACAGAUACUGUCUCCUCUGGGUCAAAUGAGUGAAGCGCUGGCUGACCUCACUAAAGCUAUUCAGCUAAAACCCUCCGCACGACUUUACCGACACAGAGGUACUCUUUACUUCAUAUCUGAGGUUAGUUUUCAGUUGAGCACCUGCAGAGAAUGAGCUGGGAUAGGUGCUUAGUCUCAAGGGUCAUAUUUGCAAUGUAUUAUAAGCUACAAGCUAUUCUAUCUAUCUCCUUUAAAGAGAACUGAGUUUGGGAGGCAGAGGGAGAUCACCUAUUCUCUUGCCCGAUCUCUUGCAACAAGAUAGCCUUACAGAAUCUGUCUGAGGAAACAGAUUCAAGUAUUUUAGACUGAGAGAAACUGCUGAUACAUAUUUUUGUUCAGCACCUAUUUUUGCAGGAAGGGUGUACAAAAGCAAUUUUCGUGAUGAUUUUUUAAAAGCGUAUAAUUUGUUUAUUUAAGGCACAUAUACACUACUACUUCUUUAAAGAGUUCAAGGCAGAACACAAUUUUUUUAAAAAAAAAAUUCAUUCUUUUAGAGCACCAACUUGGUUACAAAAGUAUUAUUUCAAAAAGUAGAAGGAACAGCUGAUAUCUGUAGAGAUUUUGGCAGCAGAUUAUUUCUGGGGACUUUUCUUGACUUAUUAUCACUCCAGUUUCUUCAGUUACCAUAAUUUAGGUUGCUUUUCCCCUGGAACCAUUAUAAAAAUAGAGGGAAUAUAUUUCUUUUGGAACCUACUGAAUUCAGUGAAACUCCCAAGUAAUAGGUCUAGGAUUGUAGCCCAAGACCACCAUAAACUGUUCUUUUCAUUUUAAGAGUUAAUAAUUUUGUGAUAUGGAAGGCUUGGUAUCCUGUAACUACAACAUUGUUUGUGUUGCCUUUGUGUUAGAUCUAGCAGUUUUCUGUCUGAUGGAAGUUGUUUUUCUGUCACAGGACUAUUCAAGUGCCCAUGAAGACUUUCAGAACUCCCUUGAACUAAACAAAAACCAGCCUAUAGCUAUGCUUUACAAAGGUUUAACAUUUUUUCAUAGAGGACUUCUAAAGGUAAUUAUUUUGAAUAACUGUGCAAUUUCUACUAUAUGUGUGAUGAAUGCAUAUGCUUGUUUGUUUGUUUGUUUGUUUGUUUAUUAUUGAAUUUAUAUACUGCCCUUUAGCUGGAGGUAUGUUACCAUUAGCAAUUAACAAAGUCUGCUUUAUGAUUGUUCCAAUCCAGAGUGUUUAGCCUUAUCUACUCCAGGUGUCUUUCCAAAGGUCCAGACAGGGGCCUUUACAUAGCUUUUCACAGCUGUUAGUUGUAACAGAGUUGUUUAAUGAGAAUGGAACACUUUUGACAUGUCAGAUUCAAAAUGUUUCAGCAGUAACUACCUUCAUUUGUAUCUAAGAGACUUCACAGUAGCAUAAUUGUACUGUGUCAAAUAAUUACAUGUAUCUAAUUUAUCCGUUGGCAUUACAUCUAUUUGAGUGUUUGGAUUGGUGCUUAAAAUAUCUGAUAAAUAAAUAUAGAACAAUCUAGAGAGAUUUUAAAAUUGUUUAGUCCCCCACUCCUGUCCCUGAUGUUAGUUAUUUGUUGAGUUUAUCAUUUGGUUGAUAGACCUUAGGCAAAUUUGUGAUAACAAAAAUGUAUAUUAGUAGAUUGGUUGUGUGAUCCUAAGAGAGACUAAGCUUUUUGGACAUUUCAUAUUUCAGUCUCUGAGGACAUUUUUGCACAUGCAGUUAUAAAUAUAUUGUCCAAUGUAUUGCCUUGUGUUUACCUGUACAGAUCUCCCACAAAGUAUUUCCAUAAUUAUUAAAAAAUCCCAAUAGGAAUCUUAAUCUUAAUCUUAAUAGCACAAUAUUUUAAUUAACAAGAGUAAAUGGUUGUGUUUUACCCAGGAAGCUAUUGAAUCAUUCAAAGAAGCCCUUAAGCAGAAAGCAGAUUUUAUUGAUGCAUAUAAAAGUCUGGGGCAGGCCUAUCGGUAAGCAAAAUGCCUUUACAUUUCACUCUUUGACCCUCAAAUGUGAAUUGUUUAAGGAACAUAUAGAAGGGAGGUUUUCAUCCAGACUGUGUUAUGCUGGUUUGUUAAAAUGUUCGGAUAUCACUUUAGUGAUAUAAUAUGAGACUGAAACGUAAUUCCAAUAAUUUAAUGAGGGGGGCAAGUUAUUUUAAGAUUACUUUGGAGUAAAAAGACUUCCUUUGCCUUAAAUAAUAUAUACUUUCAAAGUCAUUUUCCUGACUGGUCUUUUUAUAUCUUAAACAGAUUAAAUUAGAUAAUACAGUCAGAUACAUCUCUACUAAGGAGUAGGAACAAUUGCAGCCUAAUCUUUAGUACAUGCAUGUAGGAUUGCUGCUUGAAAAAAAUCACAGAUUUAUUGUUUAAAAUAUUUUUAAUAUGAUACUGAUUUUUAGAGCCCACGUUGGUUAAUUUCAGUAAAUAGCAACUUAGCUAAAUAAACAUUUUAAUUGCUGUUUUUUGCUAUUUAUUUAUCACUUUAGAGAGCUUGGUAACUUUGAAGCUGCUACAGAAAACUUUCAAAAGGCACUGAUGCUAAAUCAAAAUCACGUUCAGACAAUACAACUUGGGGGAAUGAUGCUUUAUCAUCAUGGUAGCCUGAAUGAAGCUCUGAAAAACUUUAAGGUAAGCAAUUGUGACGAGUUACAGCAGUUCCGUCAUAUAUACUCAUAUCUGUCUGUGCUGUGUGUGGUUAUUAUAUAUGCAAACAAACAUAGAUACAUAAAUGAGACACCUUUAGGCUACUAAGCUCUCAAAUGUGCAUACAAUCACAAAGACUUUCAUGUUCACUGUCAUGUAUAAGAAAAGUUGCAGCCUUCUUGAGGGCUUCCUUUAGAUUGAAAGACUGUCUUGAAAUUUCUGUCCAGUGGAUAACAGUAGAAAUGGACUGGACAAAAGCCUUUCCCCUGUGGAAGGUUUCUGCUUGUUUGUUUUAAAAACUGGCACAUCGCUUCUCAUUUUCUUCUAACUUCCACAUAGACUCAAGAUGGCUGGGACAAAUUACUUUUCUACUGUCGUGGAUGUGUGGAUAAAGAGUAAAUAAAUAUCUGUGGUUUGUUUAUCUGCAAUCUCACAAAUGUAUUGAUUAUUCUCUUUUCAAUUUUCUAGAGGUGUCUGCAACUAGAACCAUAUAAUGAGGUGUGCCAGUAUAUGAAGGGUCUUAGUCACGUUGCUAUGGGGCAAUUUUAUGAAGGAAUAAAAGCUCAAACUAAAGUUAUGUUAAAUGAUCCUUUGCCUGGUCAGAAAGCUAGUACAGAGUACCUGAAAGUGAAAUACCUCAGAGGUAAGUUGCUGCUAAUGAAAUUUUCAUUGUUUCAUACCCAGAUCCAGGACCUUUUUCAGCUAGAACUCAGUUCCGGCACCUCUCGGGUGGGCACCAUUGCCAUUAUAAGAGAACAAGGUUCAUGGUGUGUUCCAGUACCUCUUUUUCUAGAAAAAUAGCACUGCUGAAACCUAUGUUAACUUAAGUAUCAAAUUUGUGCACAUUUUUUAAAAAAUUGCUGUAUGUACUGUAUUGUGAAAUUCUUUACAGCUUUCUUACCUCAAAGAAAACAUAACAGAAAGUUUUUUUCAGGUUUACAUACGGUGGUAAAAAGUACUUAUUUAGGCUUGUACAUCAAUCCUAGCUAUCCAUUAAAUUUAUUGCUAAUUGGCAUGCCCUUUCUGUAGAUUUGUUUUUAAUUGAAAAUAUAAAGUUAUGUAUAUGACUACUUACGUAACUAUUGGCUCAGGAUAUUUUUUCCUUAAUAAAGACUGAAUUUGUGCAGUUGUCCAUAUGUACCCUGAUCAAUUGGAUACAGUUUGCCAAAGAGUUAAGUAUGUAUUUCAAGGAAAAGGAGACAUAUUAUUUUAAUUAUUUAGAAAAUUUAUCCCCCCAAAAAUUCUUCAAGUGGAGUACAUUGAAAUGGCAUUGUGAAGUUGUAAGGUUUAGUGGUUGCAGUGAUGAAAGUUCCUCACUUAAAUAAUCUCUGCUAAUGGAAGAAAUAUUAGGGAAAUGAUCCACAAGUUUAUACUACUUUAAGGAAGUACAGUGCUUUUGUAUGGAAAGGUCCCCAGUUACAGCAUGUAAACAGUAAACAGUGACAUGGUUGUAGUUUGUGUGUGGAUUUGGGGGAGGGCCAUAGAUCAGUGGUAGAGCAUGUGCAGAAGGUCCCAGUUCAAUCCCUAGCAUCUCCAGGUCGGGCUGGGAGAAAUGCCUUUCUGAAACCCUGAAGAGCCACUGCCACUUAGUGUAGACAAGACAAAGCUAGAUGAAUCCAGCUCAGUAUAAAGCAACUUCAUAUGAGCUCCUUACGUAUUUUUCUUCAGCACUGCAGAUCGCUUGAAAAGCAUUUUGCCUAGAGAUCAUUUAAGCUGACUUGCAGGAAAAGGGGCUAAAUGAUAUUUACUUCCUUCACAGAAUAUUCUCGCUAUCUGCAUGCCCACCUUGAUACCCCACUUACAGAAUACAAUAUAGAUAUGGAUCUUCCUGGGAAGUUUAAAGAUCACUGGGCCAAAAAUCUUCCUUUUCUCAUAGAAGACUAUGAAGAACAGCCAGGACUACAACCACAUAUAAAGUAAGUACCGUAUUUUUUGUUCCAUAAGAUGCACCUGACCAUAAGAUGCGUGUAGUUUUUAGAGGGGGAAUGCAAGGGGGGGAAAUUAUUUAAAGGGAGCGCUGAGCAGAGCCUAUAUGCAUCCCAGGCUCUGCUCAGCGCUUCCUUUCACAAGCUGCGAGGAGCGUGUGUGAGGCACUUGCAGGCUUUUCCCCAAGGAGGAAAGCUCUUUAAAGGGAGCGCGGCUAUCCCAGGCUUUUGCGGGAGGUGGGGGAAGGGACAGAGGGGCUGCCCUAUCCCUUCCCCCACCUCCCAGAAAAGCCCAGAGGCUCCCCGUAACCCGAAGAGGCUUCGCACGGCUAAGCCAGAAGCUAGAACAGCAAGAGGGAGCGCUGCGCAGCGAUCCCUCUCACUGUUUUGGCUUCUGGGAUAGCUGCGCAGCCUGCAUUCGCUCCAUAAGACGCACACAUAUUUCCCCUUACUUUUUAGGAAGGGAAAAGUGCAUCUUAUAGAGCGAAAAAUACGGUAACUAAAUUUACCAAUUAUUGGGCUCUACUGGAAAUGUUUGCUAGUGGUAGUUCAAGGUUUAACUUUAAUCACAUGGCUUCAAAUACAGUCUAUGGUUUUAUAGAAUGUGUUUGUAACAGGUACAAGUUGAUUUCUAGCCUGCACCAACUCCAAAAAUGUGUUCUGCUGAAAAUGGACCUAUUGAAAUAAAUGAACUACUCUGAGUAUGACUUAGUCAUAACCCUUUAUGUUUUUUGUUGUAUUUCAGAUUUCUAGCACCAAUUUCCAACACUAGUUUCUUGCUGUUCUAUACUACUUUUAUACUGGUUUUGUGCUGGUGUUGGGUUUUAUGUUGGUUUUACUGAGUUAGUUUAUGAUCUUUAAUAUAUGUUGUUUGGUUGUAUUAUUGAUCCAUAACUUUUUAACCUGCCAAGGGGACUUAGUUGGUGGACAGCAUAAUAAGUAAUAUUAAUUUAUGGUCCAUUUUGUUCUUGAAACUGAGGAAAACCAAAUACCUCAACAAUCCUAGAGGUCCAAAAUAAUGAAAAGCUAGUGCAGAAAGUGGCUUCAUUGUUCUACAGUAUGCCUUUUAGUCUGUACUAUAAAGAACAGUUUCUGCAAAUGUUUCUAUUUAUUUUUCUUAUUUUUCACAACAAUUCAAAUUUUAUGGUGUGUUGUGGCUCUGGAGCUGUCAUUUCACUUAAGAAAGGCAACUCUGGAUUAUUCUUUUUCCCCCCAGUUGUAUUUCCUCAGAAGCUGAGGACUCUGUAUAGUAUGUGACAUUCCUGCAAAUGAAAGAAUUCUGGAAAGCAACUCGAUGAUCUCUGAAACAGAAUUUGUUAGAUUAUUUGUUAGAGGCUGAUUAACUAUUGGUUGUUCAGAGGGCACUUGGAAGUUGUGAUCUUGGUAUUCUUGCUGGCAGGAUAAGCAGAAGUUAAGACUCCUUUAGAUGGAUGUGAACAGGCGGUCCUUGACCUUUCAAUAUGUUUGUUGGACUCCAUCAGAUCCCGUGACUUCUAUGGUUUAAAUACAACAGAUAACAGGGUCACUUAUAUUACAAAAUUAAUUAUUCCUGUCCAACACAGAGCCUUUAUGUUACCCCGACUGAAUAUUUUCCCCUCAGCUUUCAUCAAGGGCAGAUAUUUAAACAUCUCCAGAAAUGAUAGACAUUGCGGAUGUUUUUCGAAUGUGCUGGACACUGUAGAAGGUAUUAUUUUCUACUGUCCAUUGUACAACCAGCUAUGUAAAUGCUUGCUAUCCUCUUUUUUUUGGGUAGUCUAACAUCAUGGCACAAUGAAAAUAUCAGAUUCUAUUGGUCUGACAUUAACCCAGAAGUAACUGCCAGGGUGGCUGAGUUUUUGUCAGUAGUAUCUCUUAGAGUGGGAAGAAACUCCACCGAAAAUCCUCGUUAUUAAAUAUUUUACAUGCCUGUUUAUUUGUAUAUAUAAAUAUAUAUAUGGAUGUUUUAUGAUGGCCUAUAUUUGCAAUGCCUAAUAAAGGUUUGGCAAAGUAAGUAAGACUCAAUCAGAAAAGAAAUAGCACAGUAGUUUUCCUGUAGGACUAAUUGCAGUCGUUAACAGUCAACAGGUUUACCAUAUCCAUUGGGUCAAUCUCCCAUCUCCUAUUACCCUUAUGAGAAAAAACCCACCCCACCCUCCCACUAUAUAUAAGGGUCUAGUGACUUCUGUUUCGGUGUAUCUGAAGAAGUGUGCAUGCACACAAAAGCUUAUAUCCAGAACAAACUUAUUUGGUCUCUAAGGUGCUAGUGGACAAAUUUAUUUAUUUAUUUAUGCCCAAAUAGAGUUAUAAAAAGGAAAGCUGCAAUAAACCUUGGCAGGGGUUGGUAAUCUUAAACCAUAUUUCUAAUGUUUGUCUAUCUCACGGGCUGCUACUAAUAUAGAAUCUAUGUAAGAAAUCAUCUUGAUAUUUAAUCCUGGCUUUAUUUGUGAUUUUAAGGGAUGUACUACUUCAGAAAUUUGAAAACUAUAAACCCGAAAUGCAAGAGAUUAUAUGUGUUGCUGAUCAGUUGGGUUCCCUAAUGCAAUAUGAGACCCCUGGAUUUCUUCCAAACAAGAGAGUACAUAGAGGUAAACUGGAAAAACUUUAUUGAAAUAUGGAAUUAAAAGUAUAAUGGCGCUUGCUGUGAUUAGCAUUGGAUAUUCAGCAAUAAAACAUGCUCUAUUCAUAUGGCAGUUCAGCUUAUUCAUACAUAAAAGAAAACUACUAAUAAUUAUUACAGUCCAUUAUGUACUGUAAAGUGUGAAUACUUAAUGAGGCAGCAACCUCCAGUGAUAUUAAAUAUUAGAUCCUACGCAGUCAUCCACUUGCAUCUCUUAGACUGCAAUUCUAUGCCCACUUACUUAGAGAGUAAGCCUUACUGAACAUAGUAAGGGCAUGCAUAAGGUAAAGGUAAAGGGGCCCCUGACCAUUAGGUCCAGUCAUGACUGACUCUGGGGUUGCAGCGCUCAUCUCGCUUUAUUGGCUGAGGGAGCUGGCGUAAAGCUCCCGGGUCAUGUGGCCAGCAUGACUAAGCCGCUUCUGGCGAACCAGAGCAGCACACGUAAAUGCCCUUUACCUUCUUGCCAGAGCGGUACCUAUUUAUCUACCUGCACUUUGACGUGCUUUCGAACUGCUAGGUUGGCAGGAGCAGGGACCGAGCAACAGGAGCUCACCCUGUCGCGGGGAUUCGAGCCGCCAACCUUCUGAUCGGCAAGUCCUAGGCUAUGUGGUUUCACCCACAUAGCCACCCGCAUCCCUCAAGGGCAUGCAUAGAAUUGCACUAUUUUGUUGCUUCAGCUUCUGCCUCACGUUUAGAUGUCAAGUAUAAAUGUGAAUGGGCUUCACUGGUAACCUACUUCUGUUUGUUGUUCAGCAAUGGGGCUAGCUGUGAUAGAAGUAAUGCAAGCUGUACAGAGAACGUGGGUGAACUCGAAAGUACGAAUUAAUGGAAAAACCAGGCUGAUGCAGUGGAGAGAUAUGUUUGACAUUGCUGUGAAAUGGCGAAGGUAAUAAAGGAGGAAAUUUAGUUUGUGAAUUAUUAUUAUCAAGAGUACUAAACUGUAGGCUAAGCAAGUAUCGACUUUAUAAAGGCAGAGGCAAAGUGAACUGAGGAAGUAUUUAUAGAUUUUUGUGGUUCCUACAUCCUUACUUCUGCUGUUGAUUACAUGAUUUAUAGCCCUGUCUAUGUGACUACUUCACAAAACCUAUUUAAUUCUUCUAAUAAGGGCCAUCCCUGGAGGCUGGAGGCCACAGGGCAAAUCAUAGUGUUUGGACCUUCCUAUACUGCUUGAUCCAGGCAUGUUGGGUUUUUCUUUUCUCUCUUUCACAAUGCUUUCCUCCCCCUACUUCACCCCUUAUGCAAAUUCUAAUUUUACAUUUCAUAUUAGUAUGCACAUUGUGUAUCAUAUAGGGCGAUGCAUAACUUGAAUCUUUAAUCCAACUUCUUAGAUCAAGAAACAAAAGUUCUUUCUCCUUGCAAACUAAAGUAAAUAAAGUUAAGUCCAUUAUUUCAUUCCUCUUAACAUUUCAGAUUUGGUUAUAGCAAUAUAGUUGUACAGAACAUCACCAAGAUAACCUUGAUUUCCUGAAGAGCUAACCAGUUUUGUAAGAUGUAAAGGCUCAGUGAUUCUCCAUUCUCUCUGUCCUUCCCAUUCUCUUCCUUGGCAAUGUUGCCAGCUGCCUUAUGAAUGCGGACGUGUUGCAGUCGGGCCCCAAUCCUCCUCCUAUGCUUAUGUUUUUGCAACUGUAAGAGGGCUUCCAGGUCAGCAUUUGGGGUGCAUUCCCAGGCAGUGCUGCUGGCCAUGGGUGUCAUUAUUGGUGCUGUGUUAUGGUGAGGUGCCCCCCCAAAGUCCAGAUUGGUUGCCCAGAUUCCCCCCACCACCGCCCCACAUCCCUUAGGAAUUAGUUUGAUUCUGAUCUCCAAGUUAAUUUCCUCUAACUCUUGAGGUUAGCCCAUUAUUGUAGGUGGAAGAAAGCAAUAAAAGCUUUCUUUAAAAAUAGAUGAAAAAAUUAAACCUGAAUUAAUACAACUACCAAAUCUGUAAGCAGUGUUGAUGUUGUGUCUCUUUACAGGAUAGCUGACCCAGACCAGCCUGUACUGUGGUUAGACCAAAUGCCAGCUCGAAGUCUUAGCAGAGGCUUUAAUAAUCACAUCAAUCUAAUCAGGUAUGAUGCUUUAGUGAAACCUUGUUUGCAUAAGAAAUUGUGCCAGAAUCACACAUUUUGCACAUAGGAGUUCUCGGUGUUAGGAUUUCUGAACUUGUAUUCUGACAUUUUCUUCUUCAAAUGAGUAUGUAAUGUAUUGCAUGUUUUAUAGCCCCCUUUAGAUAUUUCUUUUUCUUUUCCUGAGGAGCUGGAAUUGUACAUCUACACUGUUUUGGAGUCCAACAAAUAAAUCCAAUAUCUUUCAGUACUGCCUUCUGUUAGGUAAUUUUCCUACACAGAAACCCACAGCUAUGCUUAAAAUCUUGCCAGGCAUUUCUGAAAGGUAAUAUAUGCAGCACAACUGAUUCAUUAUUGCAUUAUGCUUCAUCACAAGCCCACUCCUCUUCAAAGCAUAGCUUAGCAAUUGUUGUAUGUUCCCUCUUCUCCUAUACUACAAAACAAGAUAUCUGGUAUUAGAGCAGCCACAAAGAAGGAAAGGCAGGGAACACUACAAAAAUAUUGUCAAUCACAGGGGUUUAGACUAAGGAGCAUAUAUUUAAGCUGCCAAAGUUUGUAAGUUUCCUAGUAAGAACUUGUUGCAUUCUUGCUUUGACCAAUUACUUCUAUUUCUAUUUCUUUGUCCAAUCUUUACCAAUAGCAUCAACCUUUCACUGUACAAGCUGGAUAUUUUACACUCAGUUUGGGUCCUUCCGAUUUUUAUUUCCUUGACUUCAUUUAUAUUCUUUAACUAGAUCCAUAUCAAACUUUUCUGAAAAUCUAAAGUCAAGUUCUAAAAUCUGCUUGGCAUAGAUAUAUGCUGACUGCAUAACUACAAGGCCUACCAUGAAAGUGUGGUAACUUCUAAUUCACUUGUAGACUCACUGCAUUCUUACUAGAUCCAUCAUAGCUUAUUUUGUAGUGUGAAAUGUCUUGUCAUCAGCAUAGAAAGUGUUUGACAGGCAGCAGUGGGUUGUGCUAGAAGUGGAAAGUUUGAAUAAAUAAUUUGGAACUAUGAUUUCUCUGCUCCUUUUAGAAAAAAAAAUCUUCUGCUAAUAUGAUUCUUGCUUUUCCAUUUACUGCAUUGAUGAAUCUGCCUUAAGCUGCCACUUCUUUCCAGGCUUCUUUUCAUCGCUAUUAUUAUGCAGUUCUUGUUUAGUCAUAGCAGGUUUAAUUAAACUAAUUAAGCACCACUGGCUCAGGUAAGUGAAAUUAAAGACAAGUGGCCUAAUUAACCCCUGUGAUUGACAAGUAGCUUUGUCUCUUGGUAUUUGCGGCUAUAAAGCUUGCUCUAUGAAAUCUUGUUUUGUAGACUUGGAAACGAGAAGGGACUUCAACAAGUGCAAUAAUGGUAUGUAGUUUUGCCUUUGGUAUAUGUGUUUGUGUGGCUAGCUGCGCCCUAGACAUAUCUUUUUACUGUUCAUGAAUGUUUGGACAAUUACAUCAACAACAUUCUAGAUGGAAAACAAAAAUUCGUGUUUGCAAGCAGUGCUCAGAAUGAAAAUUUAGCUGGAGAGUUUAAAUAGAUAUAAGCAAAUAUAAUCCAGUGGGCAUAAAUCUUGAAAUGAAUGAUCAGUGCAUGAGUUUUCAUUCAUUUCAUUUCAAUGGCUCUGGUUUGGGGGAAAAUAUUGAUGAAUUAUGGGCAGUCUGUGUAACCAUAUCCUGAGCAGGGCUGAAAAGUUGUAUUAGGUGAAAUAUUCCCAUUCCUAAAAUGAUUACAGCUUUCCAGUGCAUGCAUAAUGUUGAGUAGCUCAAUAAGUUCAUAGGGCUCAAGUUUAAGACUUCAAUAUUAUAAAUAAUUUUUUAUAGAUGUAGGAGUCUGCUUGCCUGUAAAGACAACCUCAGUACAGAAACAAAAUAAAACUCAAAUUAAUUUUAAUUUUAUAUAGUUACAUCCUUUUUCUUCUAAAUGCUAACAAUGACUCUUGUCAGUUUAAUAUUUUUAAAGAGAAUACACAAAUUAUCAAAGAUUAAAACUGUGUGGUACAAUCUGCUAUUUGUCAAAGUUGCCUUGUAAAUAUCACUUGAAAAAUGUUCUGUUAACUGUGCAAUCUAUGCAAAUUUACUCAGCAGUAAGUUCCAUUAUUUCAAAGUCUCAUUGAACCCAAUGAGUCUCAUGGAACCCUUCUAAGUAGAAACGCACAGAUUUUUGCUGUAACAUGUCCAUAAUGCUUUGCAGUGCACAAAAGUUCUCUGGCAAGUAGAGUCCCUUGAACAAAGUUUGAACUCCAGUGUUUUACCACAUAGAAAUCAUAUAUGUACUUUCACAAAUGGUAUGUAAAUGCUUGCUAUCUGUUUAAUGUCCCGUUUUAAAAAUGUUCUUCUCUGCAGGGGACAAGUUGUUAACAUAAGAUAUCUGGAAUAUUUUGAAAAGAUGCUUCAUUUUAUCAAAGACAGGAUCCUUGUUUAUCAUAGGUAAAUAAAUUCUUCCUUUUCCUGCAUUAAUACGGCAAAUUUUUAUAUAGUGUUCAAGAAUUAGGUGCUGCACAGUAAUAUUUAAAACAACCUGCCUGCAGGCUUACAAUCUAAACAAGAUGAGACCAUGGGGAGGGAAAGAAGAGAUUAGAACCAAAUAUUUAGGAAAUGGUUUGAAACAUUGCAUAAACAAUUGAAAAGACAGAAGGGUGCAGAUUUCAGGUGUCAGUGAGGUUCAGAGAAAAGAGAGCAAGUGAUGAUGGAAACGUGAAAUAGAAAUGACUUGAGAUUUUUCAAAGAAGAAAGCAUUGGCUGAGCAAAGAUAAUAAUGCAGCGGGAGAGAAAGAAAAAGGGUGACAGAUAAGGAGGGGCCGAAAGGUAAAAGCAUAGUAACGAAUAAUUUCUGAUAAGGAGAUGAAUUUCAAUAAAUGGAUGUAACGCAGGAAAAAUAUGGGCAAAUUGAGAUACAGAAUAAACCGAAUGGGCAACAGAGUUAAGAACAGAGAGGAGAGGGUGAAGCUGAAAAACUGGCAAACCAAAAAGAAGCAUGAGAGAAUAAACAAAUGCUUUUCCAGUAGCAGGAGACAAAACUAUCAAAAUUUAGCAACGUUUAAAACUUGGACGUUGGCAGUUCUGACUGUCAGAUUGACUGUAUGCAGCCAGGAGGCUGAGGCAAGUUUGAAGAUGAUGAAGGAAAGGUGUAAACUAUGGUCAGGGAAAGCCAGGCCAAUGAGAAUGCUGAAGAAGAAGAUUUUAGAAGAUCUAUUUUUGUUAUCAACAUAGAAGAGAAUGGAGUAGCAGCAGAAGGGGAAAGAAGACUAAAAAAGAGCCAAGAGAAGAAAACUAAUCUGUAUUUAUUGAGAUAAUUGUUUUUUAAAAGUCUUAACAGGAGAGAAGAUGAUGAAGAGUAAAGAAAUGGAAGCAUGAAUGUGUAAGGAGUAAAAGCUGAAGAGCAGCUGGAGUGUCAAGUUGAAUAUGGGAAAUGCCCUUGCUCAGUGGUGAAGCUCACUCAGUGACUAUGAAGAUGUCACUUUAUUUCACCCUAAGAGUCAGUCACUGUUCCAGAAUCCUUUAAGGGUGGAGUAGAACAUACAUAUAUAUUAAGAUUACAAAUGAAAAUAGAAAGAUGGAACAACGGGUCAACAUAUAUAUUUUUAACACAGGACAAUAUCGGGAAGGGAAAGGUGUAGUAAUAACAGUAUGUACUGCUUCAGUCUGCCUUGUUCAACAUAACUCUAAACUAUAUUUUAGUUAUUGCUAUGGAAAUAAUCAUGGAUGAGCCUCAAGUUCCCAUGCUCCUCCUGUGGAGCAGCUCUGAUGAGAUCAGAUGUGUUUGUCCCAGUUUGGACAUAAUGGUAGACUGUGGUUAGUUUUAAUGAUGGUUGAGGUUGCCUUAAUCAGAUAAACUGUAGGUAAAACUAAGGGCAGUUUAGCCCUUUCAUACCUACUGACAACCAUGAUUAGUUGAAAAUGGAAGCAAAUGCUUUCAGUCUCCUUGCAGUCACAUCAGAAAAGGGGACACGGGCUCAUUAUAACAUUAAACUAUAAAGAGUGGUGUGAAACAGGGCUGUGUUCUCGCCCAACUCUCUUUAGCAUAUUCUUCUCCCUGUUGCUCUCAUAUGCAUUCAGCUUGACUGAAGACGAUGUGUUCAUUCAAGGAGCAAUGGGGGUCUGUUCAAUCUGGCACGUCCCUGCACCAAGAAAAGUGCAGCGGGUCCUUAUCUGAGAGACGUUGCUUGCAGAUGACACAGCCUUGACAGUGCACUCUGAGAAAGCUCUACUGAGACUCAUCAACCGUUUUGCCCAAGCCUGCAGGGAGUUGGGCCUUACCUGACAAAGACUAACAUCCUAGGAAAUUGCAAAUACCAAGGUCUACCAGACUUGCAUGUUGAGCAUGCUGCUUUAUGGAAGUAUGUUGUGGGCAACUUACAACCAUCAGGAGUGAUGCAUCAAUGCCUUCCAUAUCCACUGUGUCAGGAAGAUUUUGGAUACCGCAUAGCAGGACAGAUUUUCAAUCAAAGAUGUGCUUUCCUAAACCCACAUUCCUAGCAUGCUUGCACUCCUGUCUCAGCAGCGUCUACACUGACUAGGUCAUGUCCACAGAAUGGAAGAUGGCAGGAUCUCCAAGGGCAUGCUCUAAAGGGAGCCCGCUUCAGGCACUAGGCCCAUUGGCAGACCAACUCUGCCAACAAUGUCUACAAAAGUGAUAUGCAUGAACCCUGCCAUGUGGGAAUCCCUUGCAGAUGACAGCAGUGCCUGGAGACAGACAGAUAGGUCAGUAUCCAUAAUGAUGAUUGGUGGAGGAAUGACCAUUGGGAAGAGCGCAAAGAGAAGAAAUCCCGUGGUGCAUCUGCAUCAGCACAACCAGACACCUUCAUCUGCCCCAGCUUCAGUGAAACAUGUCUCUCCUGUAUCUCUCUCUACACCCACAGCACACUUUUCCAUCGUCUCCCAAGACACACGGAUGCCAACCAGGUUUAACUUUGUAUAUAAAUAGGUUAUCUUGUAUAGGUUAUUUUCUCAGUAACAUAACCUAGGUAUGCUAAAAAGCUAUUGUCUUUUCUUGUUAGAAUAUGUUCACAUUAAUAUAAAAACUAGAACAAAAUAUUUAAUUGAAAUCCUAUUGAACCCUUUUGUCUAACCAUUUAGUGCUAAUAACCACAAAGAACUAGUAGACGUUCGAGAAGCUCUGGAGCAAGUGCAAAAAGUAGAAGAUCUUCUCCCAAUAAUGAAGGUAGUCUUUCUAUCUCCCCCCCCCCCCAAUUCCUCUCCCAUCCCGCAAAAUAACUGUAUUUUUGUUAAUAUUAGAAAUAAGAUUAUGCAAAUAACAUUAGUUAGUGAUGAUCCUUCAAAUUUCAUGUGAAAGUGGAAAUGGACUUAAAGUUACCAUUUUAAACUUGGAUAUGAUUUUUUUCUAGUACACAAUGAGGGUUUGCUGAGGAAGUUCAUUUUGCAAGGGAAAGCUCACUAAACUCCAAGCUAGUUUUCUGUGUAUUACAGUGUUUUGUAACAAAUUGUGGGUGUUUAUUAGUGUCUCUUGGAAUGAUGAAGGGGUUUUUAAUUGCAAAAUUGUCCAUAGUAAAGAAAAUAAGCUCAAUGGAUCUUACUGCAUUUUAAGUACUCAUUACAAGGAAGACUUAACAAAUACCACAUAAAUGAAAAGAUACAAAUAGCAUGAAAUGAAAGAGGUGAAUAACUUUGAGUAGGAAGCCAACACUUCAUUUGUCAGAGUGGGUCAUGUGUUACUUAUUCAUAGGGUCAAACUGGCAGAAUUUCACAAUUUAGCAACCGUUUUAGCUAAAAAUAAUCCCCUCUGAGAUUGAAUGUAUAACCUUGAGGGUGCUGUUUUCUAUUAGUUGAAAGCGGUUAGCUGAAUAAUUCAAUAAUUCUCUAAAGGCUGUUGACAAAAUGGUUUUCCUGUGUAGGUCCUGACUUCCAUGUCGGAAGAAGAAUGUCAACAUGCAUCUGAUAUUUGAACAGGAAAAUAUGAAAUAGCCCAAGUAUCAACAACUAGGGAAAACUAUUAUCUCUUCUAUGUUUUUAGCACAUCUCUGUUGUGUGGUAUGCCUAAAAAGAGCUCUAACAUAUUUGCAUAUGUUUAGCGAGGCCAUAGUCCACAAAUAGUAAACCUUCCUUACUUUUAAGAGCUCCCCUGAGUGCGAUAGGUGAAAUUCUUUUAGCAGUGAGAGAAAAAAAUGCAUGUUAGAUGUAAACUUUAAUGGGAAAGAAACCUUGCUAUAUUUUUGGCCACAUGACCCUGGAAGCUGUACGCCAGCUCCCUUGGCCAAUAAAGCGAGAUGAGCGCCGCAACCCCAGAGUUGUCUGUGACUGGACCUAAUGGUCAGGGGUCCCUUUACCCUUUACCUAGUUAUGUAGCAUAAAGGAAAGCUUAUAUUGUCUUAAUUGUAAUAUGGAACAAACAAACAAAAUCCACUUUUUGAUAUUUGUUUGAAAGCAGCUCCACAGUAAAACAAGAGAUGGAUUCACGGUAAACACCAAAGUCCCAAGCCUCAAAGAUCCAGGAAAAGAGUAUGAUGGAUUUACUAUCACCAUAACAGGAGAUAAGUAAGCUAAGUUUCUAUUUUAUAUCAUGUAAACUACAGGCAAAAGCUUACUAGUCUUUAUUUUAAUUAUUUUUUUAAAAAAUAAAUUGAAGACAGUGUUAUAGCACUCAAAGGUUAGGCAAAUUUCAAAUAUGCUUGGUUUUCCUUCUGUAGUAAACUUUGUCAGCAAAGCUGCAUUUUAUGUGCUUUAAUGUAGUAUUAAUUUAAUAUAUUUACACCCAUAUAAUCCAUGCAAACAUGUCCUAACACUUAACCAAAAUCUGACUUUACUAAAACCUUGUAAGUUGUAUACACUUAUUAUAGUUUUAUCCUUAUCCAUAUUGGAAGCUUCUCAGGUAUACAGUUUGGAUGGCACAUGUUACCCACCCUUGUUCUUGCUGCUUAUGCUCCCCAGUUAAUAUACUAGUAUAACAACUCUUCUUCUGUGAAAAAGGGGGGGAGGGAAUCAAAGCAAUAUUCUGUAUUUUUCCUUUUCAGGGAUACUCACUAAAUUUUUAUAUGGGCAAUGUAGUAGCUAAAGGGUAGGUUCCACCAGGUCCUGCUUCUGCCCAUUCAUAAUCAUCUCGCCAUAUUUGUGUGAGUGUGUGUUUUAAAAAAGAUUAAAAAUAUUACCAACUAAUUAACAAAAAAUCUGCUUUGUCGUUUUAUGUUGCCUUUUCAGUUUUGAUAUUUGGUCUCUGAAGCCAAAGUAACAUUGCACUCAUUUCUAUAUUCAACUGGAAAUUAUUGAAAUACAUUUUAGAGCAACUUAACCAAUCGUAUAUAAUCUGUAUGCAUUUGUAUGUGUUUGUUUAUGUAUGUGUUGUUGAAUGUAUUUGUUUAUUUUAAAAACAUGCCUCUGAUGCAGACAUAUAUUUUCAGGAUUGGGAACAUACUAUUUUCAGUUGAAACGCAGACAACAGAAGAAAGAACACAACUGUAUCAUGCAGAAAUAGAUGCUCUUUAUAAAGACUUAACUACCAAAGGAAAACUACUUGUUUCAUCUGCAGAAUCUGGGGUAAGAUCUUGCAUUAUGUAAUUAGUUUUUAGUAUCAUGAGCCCAAAAGGUCUAAGAGCACAGGCAGGCUGAUACACAGAGAGAUGUUUCUUCAGAUAUUUGCAUCUCAAGGCAUUUGUAAACCACCCUGUGAUCACUGGUUGAAGGGUGGUAAGCAAAUUGUCAUCAUCACCAUCAUCAUAGGCUUGGCAUGUCAACAUCAGCACCUUGAAUUUUGUCUCAGAAGCAUAUAGGCAGCUUUUCAAAAUGUUUCAACAAACCAUACCAGUUUACAUUCUGACAGCCACAUUCUACUCCAAUUAUAGCUUUUGUAUCCCCUUCAAGGGCAACAUCAUGUAAGACCAGGUUAUAACCAGGAAGUUACCAAACCAGUGACCAUCGUGGCCAAGCUAUUCUGGUCUGGGUGAACCAGAAAAAGUGACCCUUUUGGUCUGUUCAUCAAAUUACUCACUAGCUGCUCUAGAGAGCAGUGCAUGAGGAGGAAAGGUAUCAUUUGAAAGGGAUUGCCAUAUCCUUUCUGUAAAAGUAAAUUUCAAAAUUCCGCAUGUCAGUGUUUUUUGGACCAAUAUUCUUAGGGCCAAAAUGGACACAAUGGGUGGGUGGGGGGUUGUUGCUGUUAUUGUUGUUAGUUUUUUGUAUCUUUAUUUUAGAUGUUGUUAUGGAUGUUGAUGUAGAAAUUGUUUCAAUUUGGUUGUUUACUUUUUUAUUUUAUUUUUUGUUUAUGACUACUUUUGUUACGUUCAUCAUUAUGUAUUUUUUCAUGUUGUGAGCCACAUUGAGCAUGGUUUUAACUCUGGAAAGACGGCAUGCAAAUAAAAUUAUGUAUAUAUGUUAGUCCAAGCACACCACUGAAGUCACCUGAGCCUCAAGUGACAGCGCUGGGUCAAGCACAACCCCAGACUAUGCAUCUAAAGCUAUAUGUCCAGCCAAUUCUCAAACCUGAGAACCAACCUACCCAUAGGACCUGUGUCUUGUCAGGAUUCAGCCUCAGUUUAUUGGCCCUCAUCCAGCCCAUUACUGCUUCCAGGCACCAGUCCAACACAAAGUAUUAGUUAAAACGCAUGCCAUCACUAUAAAAUAUUUAAGAGAUUACUCCUAUUUAUGGUUAAAUGCAAUGCAUUGUUUAAACAUUUUAAAAUUUAUUUUUGUUGGGCUGGAUCCAGAGUGUCCUUUCUGUGAACAGCCUUUUUCCAUUUGUGGAACACACUGAGAUACAACAGAAGCUCCCUCGGAAGGAAAGGGGAGGCUCUUUUCUCUCAUUCCCCCUAAAUGCCACCUCCCACACAAGGAUGCCUUGUCCUCCCAAGAGCUAUUGGCUAAAAUCUGAUCCCCACCCUAGCUUCUUCCAGCAGGAAUUCUGCUCACAGGAGCUCUGGAUCCAACCCGUUUUUAAAAUCUCUUAUCUGUCCUUUCUGUUCCAUUACUAUUCAAGGUAACUCACAAUCUGACACACACCCCAAAAUUAACAUGGCAGAUAAAAAAAAUGCUUUUUAGCACGGCUUGAGAAACAACCACAUUAUAUACAAAGCUUAGAAGGCCUUAGCAAAUGAAACAUGUCUAUAUCGCUUACUGUCCUAUAUACACCUUUUCCUGCUUGAAUGCUGCUUCUUGUCAUGCUACAACUACCAACUUAAUAAAGAAUUAUACAGAUAAUAAAAUACUGCAUAUUGCAGAAUGAAAACAGUUUAUUUCCAUAAAUUCCAUUCAUUUAAUGUAAUUUGCUUGGUGCAUGCAGUUUUCUAUUGCUAUUUUGAUUUUUCAGGCUAAAUACAUGGUUUUAUUUUUCUUAGGAGUCGGAUGCUGUGUGCAGUCUAAUCCUGUCUCUCGUAUAUUAUUUCUAUAACUUAAUGCCUCUGUCCAGAGGGUCCAGGUUAGUAUCUUUCUUCUUAUGUAAUAACUGUAUCCAUAAAGAUUACAUUGUGCACAGUGAUAUGAGAUCUUACCUUACCAGUUCUUCUUUCUCCUGCCCCAAGUCCUAAACACUUUUACAUAAAUGUUGGCAGUCAUAUUAUUCUUGUGUGCAUCUUUAAUGAGAGAACAUUUUCUCCAUUUUGUAGUAGAUGUAUUUCUCAUUUUGUAUUUGACAUGUUAAAACUUUAAAACUUGUCUUACACUCUGCAGUUUUUUUAAAAUACACUUGAAAGUAAGUCCUGUUGCACUCAAUGCAGCUUACUUCUGUACAGAAUUGCACUAUUAAGCUCGAUAUAGCAAUAUUGAAAUUAAUACAGCCAGGUCACAAGUACAUUGCAUUGAAUUUAAAUAUUUAUGAAAAUGGAGAAUCUCUUAACCUUUAAAAGCAGUAAAAUAUGUUCUUGUGUUUCCAUGGAAUGCUUUGUGUGCAUUUUAUUUCUUCUGUUUUUGUUUGUUUCUCAGUGUGGUGGCUUAUUCAAUAGUCAUGGGAGCUCUAAUGGCAAGUGGAAAAGAAGUAUCAGGAAAGAUUCCAAAAGGAAAGGUACACUCUGAAUAAAAUGCCCUGAAAUUUAGAAAAGAGCAGCUUGUGACACCCAAGUUUUUCCCGCAGGUCACACCUGUGUCCAAAAAGUUAUUUAAAGCAUAAUGUGGGGCUAGGUAUGAAGUAAUGCAGAUGUUCAGGAAGCAGUUUGUGAAUACCUGCAACUUCUCAAAAGAUAAAGACAUGUUAUUUUGAAAAAGAAGUGAGAUGUGUGAGAGAGCAUUCUUGUUUCAAUGUGAGAAGUAGACCUAUGGACUGGAAACUGUUGGUGUAGCAAAAUAAUUAAAUAAAGCAGCAGUCCUAAUCUCAGAAGGUGAUGUCCAGUGUUGUCUACCUGCAAAUGGAAUGAGCACCAUUUGCAGAAGUUCUUCACCCUACCCUUUCCCCCUGACCUGCUCUGGAGGGUUAGGGUACCAUCUAGAACUAACUGGAAAUUUGCAUUUGGCAGUGGGGUGGGGAAUAGGAAAAGAGUGUUGGAUAUAUCACCCAGUGGAACUUGCUUCCUAGUAAAUCUAUUUCCUAGAUUUAACUAUCAUUAGGUAAUGUUCCUGUUAUUGUUCUUGGCAGAUGCUAGAAGUGAUGGAGUGUGUUGUAAAUGAGAUGAAAGUUUCUAUGUGAUUAGGACAAUAGUAACUUCUCUUUAUGAUCAGAUGAAGUUUUUCACAUUUUUUGCUUCAAAAUAGUUUGGAACUUUGUGUCUUGCAACAGGAAGCAUCAUCAUCAAUAACAAUAAUACUUUAUUAUUUAUACCGCACUCAUCUAGUCUCUUGUGAUGAUGGUUUUCUUUAAAUUUUAAAUCUUCCCCCCCCUUUAAAUCAUACUAUCAACUUCAGCCUUUCAUUGUUAUACCACAACUGCUAAAAUAGCAUAUUUAAAGCAAACAAAUCCAAAGCAUACAGUUCAGCUCUUCUCGUCUUCCAACUUCCACUACAAAUACCUUUUCGAUGGUGCUAAAUGUGAGGGUAUGUUCUGACAGUGCACUUAUUUUUGCAUUUAGUUAUUUAUAUUUAAUGUGUGUUCCAGCUGAUUGAUUUUGAAGCUAUGACAGCAGCUGGAUCAGAGGCCUUCAGUAAAGUGGCAAAAGAUUGGCUGAAUCUGAAAAGGUAAAAUUGUUAAUGUUGGCUCAAGGUUUUGCAUGUCUUAAAAAAAAGUCCCAGCUUUCCUCAGAAAGACAGUCUUUGUUACUUUGAAAAGUUGAGUUAACAGAAGAGUGCUUUCACAAAUUCCAACUUAUGGCAGCUAUUGCAUUUCACCCUCUGCCCAUAUAUCUAUGGCUGCUGCUUGUGACACUACUCAAAUAUAGUUUGUGAUAACAAUGUAGUUCUUGUUAAACUUAAACCACCACAUCUAAAAGGCCUGGUUCCUAUUAUAAAUUUAAGUAGUACUAAAGUUACAUGAAACAAUAGACCCAAACUAGAAAGAACUGUUUGAAUUUGGCACACCAUAGAGGUCUGCAUGUGUGGCAUUUUACUCUCUAGCGGAAGGGAAAAAUAACCUAAUACAUUAAAUUUCUUUGUGGUUUUCUGGAUUAGAACCAUGGUGAUAAUUAGCUUCCUUCAUUGAUAGUUAUCAUCGCAGUCUACUUAACAGUUCUUCUACAAUAUAUGGUGUUAAAUGUCUGAAAUAAUGAACCAUACUAUUGUGAAACUUGGUAUUUUAAUGCUAGAACAUUUUGAAGACAAAAUGCAUAGGUAGUCACUUGCCCCAAAACUUGAGCAAUAAAGUUCCAGUUGAGUUAAAUUAGCAUUUUUGGAGUGCUUAAGCAAAAAUACAAAAUAUCAGGUUUAUUUCAAACGUAGGUCAUGGACUAUGUUUCUAUUAAUAUUUGCAUUUUCCUUUUCCAGCAUUUCGCCUUCUUACAAGAGUCUCCCACUGGUAUCAGAAUACUUUCCAACAUUAAGAACCAUGAUUGAAGCAUUAAGUACAGAUUCAGCUCAUUGCCUGAAAAGGCUUUAGUUGCUGUGUUAACUUACCUCAAUAAAGAGCAGUGACCACUUUUUUUGUA